GCACAUGUGUAUGUGGGGAAUGCACGUGCCAUGAUGUGGAUCCAACUGGCGACUGGGGAGAUAUUCAUGGAGAUACUUGCGAGUGCGAUGAAAGAAACUGCAAAGCAGUAUAUGACAGAUACUCCGAUGACUUCUGUUCAGGUCAUGGACAGUGUAAUUGUGGAAGGUGUGACUGUAAAGAAGGGUGGACUGGGAAGAAGUGUGAACAUCCACAUUCUUGUCCAAUGUCAGUUGAGGAAAGUGCUAAGAAAUGUCAAGGAAAUUCCAAUUUACCUUGCUCUGGAAGAGGCAGAUGUGAAUGCGGCCAAUGCACUUGCUUCCCUCCAGGAGACAACAGAGUUCAUGGCAAAAACUGUGAAUGUGAUGAUCGUCAGUGUGAAAAUGUGGAUGGCGAUGUCUGUGGGGGCCAUGGUAUCUGCUCAUGUGGUCGGUGCAUUUGCCAGGAAGGGUGGUUUGGAAAGUUGUGCCAGCAUUCAAGGAAGUGCAACAUGACGGAGGAGGAGAGCAGAAGCCUCUGCGAGUCAGCGGAUGGCGUGUUAUGCUCGGGGAAGGGUUCCUGCCAUUGUGGAAAGUGCAUCUGUUCACCACAGGAAUGGUACAUUUCAGGCGAAUUCUGUGAAUGCGAUGACAGAGACUGUGACAAACAUGAUGGUCUCAUUUGCACAGGCAAUGGUGUUUGUAGCUGUGGAAACUGUGAGUGCUGGGAAGGAUGGAAUGGCAACGCUUGUGAAAUCUGGCUGGGGAGAGAAUAUCCUUAA
This is a messenger RNA of Apaloderma vittatum (bar-tailed trogon), 758 nucleotides long. RefSeq names its product integrin, beta-like 1 (with EGF-like repeat domains) (gene ITGBL1). Gene Ontology annotation, cellular component: focal adhesion; integrin complex; cell surface. The annotation marks the transcript as partial. NCBI's taxonomy places the organism in Eukaryota, Metazoa, Chordata, Aves, Trogoniformes, Trogonidae. Gene Ontology annotation, molecular function: integrin binding. Gene Ontology annotation, biological process: cell-matrix adhesion; integrin-mediated signaling pathway; cell migration. The record is from RefSeq and is a predicted model, not a curated record. The transcript is spliced from 6 exons.